AUGGCGUCCGGCGGAGGGAACAUUAAGGUUGUUGUGCGCUGCCGGCCCUUCAACAGCAGAGAGAAGGACCGCAAUGCACAAUGUAUCGUGCAGAUGUCUGGCGCCCAGACCGUCCUGUCGCCCCCGAAAGGACAUGACGCCAAAUCCAAGGGAGGCAACAAGGGCGCCGUCGAGGGCCCCAAGACUUUCGGAUUCGACAAGAGUUACUGGUCCUUCGACAAGUCUGCGCCCAACUAUGCCGGCCAGGACAACCUGUUCGACGACCUCGGCAGACCGCUGCUUGACAAUGCAUUCCAGGGAUUCAACAACUGCAUUUUCGCCUACGGCCAGACCGGUUCGGGAAAGUCGUACUCCAUGAUGGGCUACGGCGAAGAGUAUGGUGUUAUUCCGCGCAUUUGCAAGGGCAUGUUCGAGCGCAUUGAGGAAAUACAAAAGGACUCGUCGCUCAACUGCACCGUCGAAGUUUCGUACCUCGAGAUUUACAACGAGCGCGUUCGCGAUCUGCUGAACCCGGCCAACAAGGGCAAUCUGAAAGUCCGCGAACAUCCGUCUACCGGCCCCUAUGUCGAGGAUCUGGCCAAGCUCGUCGUUCGCUCGUUUGUGGAGAUCGAAAACUUGAUGGACGAGGGUAACAAGGCCAGGACGGUUGCCGCCACCAACAUGAACGAGACCUCUUCUCGAUCGCACGCCGUCUUUACUUUGACCCUGACCCAGAAACGUCACGACAACGAGACAAACAUGGAUACGGAAAAGGUUGCGAAGAUCAGUCUGGUGGAUUUGGCUGGUUCCGAACGUGCCCAGUCUACGGGUGCAACCGGCGCGCGUCUGAAGGAAGGUGCUGAGAUCAACAGAUCCUUGUCGACCCUGGGACGUGUCAUUGCGGCUUUGGCAGACCUGUCCUCCGGAAAGGCCAAGAAGAAGGCUGCUUCGAUGGUUCCCUAUCGAGACUCGAUUCUCACCUGGCUUCUGAAGGACUCACUUGGUGGGAACAGUAUGACGGCCAUGAUUGCUGCAAUUUCCCCUGCAGACAUCAACUUCGACGAGACUCUAUCGACGCUACGGUAUGCCGAUUCUGCCAAGCGCAUUAAGAACCACGCUGUUGUCAACGAGGACCCGAACGCUCGCAUGAUCCGCGAGCUCAAGGAGGAAUUAGCCCAACUCCGCUCAAAGCUUGGUGGCGGAGGAGGCGGUGGAGGAGGCGGAGCAAGCGUCCCUCCAGAAGAGCAGUAUGCACCGGACACCCCGCUGGAGAAACAAAUCGUCUCCAUCACUUCCGCGGACGGGUCUAUCAAGAAGGUCUCGAAGGCAGAGAUUGCUGAACAGCUGAGUCAAUCAGAAAAACUGUUCAAAGAUCUCAAUCAGACGUGGGAGGAAAAGAUGACAAAGACCGAGGAAAUCCACAAGGAGAGAGAGGCCAAGCUUGAAGAGUUGGGUAUCAGUAUUGAGAAAGGCUUCGUAGGCCUCCACACCCCUAAGAAAAUGCCCCAUCUGGUCAACCUGAGCGACGAUCCGCUGCUAGCCGAAUGCCUUGUCUACAACCUCAAACCCGGAACGACCUUGGUUGGCAACGUUGACACCCAGAACAACGCCGAAGUCCGCCUCAACGGAUCGAAGAUCCUUCCUGAGCACUGUACGUUCGAAAAUGUAGACAACGUGGUGACGGUGGUCCCCAAACCUAACGCAGGAGUCAUGGUCAACGGCUUGCGCAUCGAAGAGCCAAAACGGCUUCGGAGUGGUUACCGUAUCAUUCUGGGCGACUUCCACAUAUUCCGAUUCAACCAUCCCGAGGAAGCCCGUGCUGAGAGAGAAGUGCAGGGCAGUCUUCUCCGUCACUCGAUGACAGCGAGCCAAGUGCCCUCGCCCGCUGGAACUCCUUCGCGGCCUGCGCAUUCUCGAACUUGGAGCACCGCCAGUCAAGGCCAGUCCGAAGAUCCAAGCCCGCGAGGAGGCUCGCCACUUCCUUACAAGAACAGCCGAGAUACCGAUUGGUCUUUCGCCCGGCGCGAGGCAGUGACAGCAAUCCUCGGACCUGACCAGAAGAUCUCCAACCUGACCGACGAUGAGCUUGAUGUCUUGUUUGACGAUCUUCAACGCGUGCGUGCGGUGAGGAAAGCGAAACCAGACAGCAAAUUCUCCGAAAGAGAGGAAGACGCAGAGUCCGACGGGUCUUUUCCUAUCAGGGAGAAGUACGCUUCAACCAGCACGGUGGACAACUUCUCCUUGGAUACUGCAUUAACAAUUCCUGGAACCCCGCAGCUUGGAGAAGAGGACGAGCGACUCAGGGCUGCUCGUGAAGAGAUGCAAACUCAGCUCGAUAAGCGUAGGGGCGAGUACGAAGACCAGCUCAAGGAUGCCGAAGGGAGUUCUGUCGAAGUUGAGGACAUUCGUGUUCACAAGGUCAAGAUGGAAGAGCAGCUCCGCGCGGUCAAGGAGGAGAUGCAACACGAACUACAGCGACAGAAGGAAAGCUUCGAAAGACAACUUCAGGAGUACUCUACACCAACGUCGGAAGGAAAGAGUGCGUUCAUCUUCCUCUCCAAGGAGGAGGCAGAACGAGCGAAAAACGUGUUCGCGCAUUGGCGACAGCGCAGAUACGUGGCCAUGGCGGAAACGCUACUUCAAAAUGCCGCAUUGCUGAAGGAAGCCCAAGUCAUGAGCCAGCAAAUGGACAAGAAUGUCGUCUUCCAGUUCUGUGUUGUCGACGUGGGCCAUACGUUUGCAUCUUCCUACGACCUAGUGCUCAAUGGCGUCCCCGGCGAGGACGACGAGGAUCUCGACGCGACACCGAAACCGUGCAUCGGCGUCAGGGUCGUCGACUUCAAGGACCAUGUCAUCCACCUUUGGUCCUUGCAGAAGCUCCGAAGACGCGUCAGGGCAAUGCGCCAGAUGCACCAGUAUUUGAACAAGCCGGAGUAUAUGCAGCACUUCCGCCUUGAAAACCCGUUCACUGAACCCUGCUCACCGGAGUACUCGCGAAUCGGAGACGCAGACGUGCCCCUGGCCGCGGUUUUCGAAUCUCGCGUCCAGGAUUUCUCGAUCGACGUUACAUCAACCUACACGGAGGGCGUGGUCGGCAUCUUGCGGCUCUCUUUAGAGCCUUCCUUCGCUGAAGCUUCCUCGUCGACUUUGAAGUUCAACGUGGUCAUGCAUCGAAUGAUUGGUUUCCCUGAACGUGAAGGGACUGACGUUCAUGCGCAGCUGUUCUUCCCCGGCAUUUCCGACGAAGGAGGCGCGACCACUACUCAGAUGAUCAAGGGCUUCAACGAAGGGCCGAUCAAGUUUGAGAGUGUGCACAGCAUGGGCUUGCCGCUCAACAGUCCCCGCAGUUCGUCUCUUCGGAUUUCCAUUUUCGCCAAGGUCACUUCGACGCAUCUAGACAAACUCCUGAGCUGGGACGACAUGCGCGACUCGGCACCCAGACCAAAGGUGAAGCGCUUGAACUCGCGGCUGCCCGAGUCUGAGUUCUAUGCUGAAGAGCGUCAUGACAUCUUUGCGAGGGUGCAGUUGCAAGAAAUGGCGGAGGAUGGCAACUACAAACCCGUCGAUGUCAUCCAGACCGGACCGCUCGAUCAGGGUGCUUUUCAGCUACACCAGGGCAUUCAGCGCCGAUUCGUCGUCGAUCUUACGCACAGCUCUGGGCAAAUGCUCCAGUGGCAAGACAUUUCGUCGAUCCGUGUGGGCCACGUCAAACUGCUCGACGCAAGCGGGCGCACCGCCGGAACGGAUUCUCCGCAGCCUCAAGUGCCGAUGAAGCUCCUGGCCAGACCGACUGUCAAGGACAACGCCGAUGGUACAAGCAACGUGACGUUUAUCGCGCUUUGGGAUUCCAGCAUGCACGGGUCUCUUAUGCUUGACCGCACCACGGCCGAUCGCUACAGAGUCCAAGUGUCUCUCAUCUGGGAUGUCGCGUGCGCCAAGCUGGCGAAGCCCAUGACUUUCUCCUUGGACGUCUCGGUGCAAAUCCGCUCUCGUGCCUACAUCCGUCCGACUUCGAUGUUCAGCUCCAUGUUCAAGGGUCAACGCGUUAUACAUUCCACAACCGGCAUGUUCUCUGUCGCCAUCAGGCCAGUUUCGGCAAAGAGGGCGGUGGACCUGUGGAGGAUGAGCACGCAGCACGACUACGUCAAGGGUGAGGAACUGCUUACGGGCUGGACUCCGCGCGGCGUGUCCCUCGUGAAGGACUUCCUUGCUACGCGGAAGCGGCGCAGGAGAGUGGCGGAGAUUGAGACAGCUCGGAGCAUUCUCAGCCAGAGGGCGCUCACGGCCAACAGCGAUGCUUACCUUGAGAACGAAGGCCAGCUGGACGAGCGGCAGAUAGAGCUUCUGAACAAGGUCCUUGCGCUUUGGCAGACGAGGAAGGACAUCGGUGAGAUUAUUCUCACGAAGGAAAAUCUCGAGCCGCCGGAGCGGGGUGCAGCGUUUGCCACGCCGCCCAAUGGUGAGACGAAGCCCACACUAAUCUCAGAAGUGCGCUAUGUGCCGAAGAACCCGACAAUGCUGAAGAGCGGCUAUCUCAUGACGCCGGAUGAUACCAACACACGGUGGGUGCGACGGUUCGUGGAGCUGCGGCGCCCAUAUCUGCACAUCUUCACAGUGCCGGAGGGCGAUGAACUGAAUGCCAUCAACCUCUCCAACUCGCGCAUAGACCAUCAACCACAGUUGGCUGGGUUGUUGCAGCGGCACAACAUGAACGUCUUCGCCGUGUUCGCGCCGCAAAACACGUUCCUCUUCGCAGCCAAAAGUGAACGCGAGAAGAUCGAGUGGAUCCUCAAAAUCGACCAGAGCUACUUCAGCAGCGGGAGCGGAACGCCCGCAGAGGACGACGACAGUGCUUGA
This is a messenger RNA of Diplodia corticola, 4836 nucleotides long. RefSeq names its product kinesin family protein. The coding region runs from base 1 to 4836 and encodes 1611 amino acids. The transcript is spliced from 2 exons. Gene Ontology annotation, biological process: cytoskeleton-dependent intracellular transport; microtubule-based movement. Gene Ontology annotation, cellular component: microtubule; kinesin complex. Gene Ontology annotation, molecular function: microtubule motor activity; ATP binding; microtubule binding. The record is from RefSeq and is a predicted model, not a curated record. NCBI's taxonomy places the organism in Eukaryota, Fungi, Ascomycota, Dothideomycetes, Botryosphaeriales, Botryosphaeriaceae.